Molecule: messenger RNA, 2621 nt
Organism: Salarias fasciatus (jewelled blenny)
Lineage: Eukaryota; Metazoa; Chordata; Actinopteri; Blenniiformes; Blenniidae
Exons: 3
Coding region: 447-2621 (724 amino acids)
Source: RefSeq, a predicted model, not a curated record
AUAGCUUGUAUAUGUUUAGAAUGGGCGUAUUCGUUUGCCACGGGGUUAUAGUUCACGGAGGUGCAUAAGUCACGCCGCCACGCCGCCACGCCCCCCUUACCUGUCGUUAAGCGCCGACACGACCGAGCAGCGGUGCACGGGGAGAAGGGAUCAAUCGCGAAGGGAUCAAUCGUGAAGUUUGUGUGCGUCAGUGAAAAGAAACCACACACACACUCACACACCCACAAGUUCACAAGUACAGUCUGUAGACCUGCUGAACUGUGAGUAAAAGCCUUCAUCUGCAAUCUGCCUCCCUCCUCAUUACUCCUCACCUGAAGUGGCCACAAGUGGUGUUCUGGCCGACACACCAGACAUGAACGGGAGAUAAUUCCGGGACUAGCCCUAACCCCUACCAGGUUUCCUCCGCUACAUUUGAUGGUCCUUCGAGCCGGAUUAUCAUUGUGUUUAUGUCCAAGAUGGAUCGAGGUUCGGAGUAUGAGGAGUAUGGUGCACGCCCUAAACGGACUGUUCGGCUGCCUGCCCGCUAUGCUGAUUAUGAAAUGGGCCCACCAUAUAGAAAGGAUGCAGGGACGGCUCCCCUGCAGGGUGCGGCCAGGAAGGCCUCCUUCACCCCCCCUGAUGGUUCUUCCCCGACGAGAGGCUGGCAGAGGCGGGAUGCCGUUCUCCAAGAAAUGGACAUGUGCUACGGAGCUGAGAGCCAACUACACAGCCGGGAGGACGAGCUAGCCCCCAUGCCAUCCCUCAAGAGCUCAUUUCAGGAGCGGCUGCAUGAGCACUUUACGCCCCUGCCUUCAGCAUGGCCCCCCAGAGACCGACUAGAGGACUGCAAAGCAGAGCUGGAUGACAUCCGUCGUGAGAGGCAUCUACUUCAGCAGACGCAGCGGCGCAUGUCAACGGAUGUGGCGGAAAUGAGGACACUCCGCCAGGAGAUGAGGCAGCUAAUCCACUCUGUCCAGAACCUGCAGAGCCUAUCUCCUGCGCCCACCACUGGACCGGAGUCAGCUGCAAAGCCUCAACUGUCACCAGCUAAGAUCCAGCCCGAUGAGGAGGACGAGGACGAGUGGCCUGCACCUCCGCCAGGGCCAGGCCCCAUCGAUGACAGACUACAGCCUGCUCAUCCACAGCAGCCCGAGUCCCCUGUCGUCCAACCGCUGCCACCUCCACCUCCUGAGUACUUAUUGGGUCAGACACGAGUACGCCACCCCAGCACCAGCUACUCUCAUGUGCCAAGGCCCGUAGACGAUGCUGCUCAUUCCCUCCGUCCCUGGUUCCGGCCGAUUCCGCUACAAAGUCGGUCCCCACACGGCGCUCCUAGGAGUGAUGCUCAUGGCCAUACAUCACCCCCCCAGCUGCCUCCAGACACACCCUGGACGCAGCAGCCGCCACCCAUGCAGCCCUCUUGUUCCACACCCAUUACUCCUGAGCUGAGCUACUACGGACCAAGACCCACGAUCCCCCACUUCUCAAACCGCGACCCAAGUGAGUUUGCCCGCCUGAAGAUGUCACUCGAGAAUCUGCUUCCCCGCGGCGCGACGGAGUUGUUUAAGUAUCAGGUGCUGGUUGAUCAUCUGCGCCUGGAGGAUGCGAAGCUGAUCGCCGAUGCUUACCUCCACUCUCCUACCCCCUUCACUGACACGAUGACUGCUUUGAACGAGAAGUAUGGCCAACCGCACCAGAUAGCCCUGAGACGCAUCGCUGCAGUGAUGGACUCACCAGACAUCCGACGCGGGGAUCUCAUAGCAUUUGAGAGGUUUGCACUCCACAUACAGUCGCUCGUGGGGAUGUUAAGUACCCUGGGCACUGAGGGAGAAGUGGAGUUACGGUGUGGCUCCCAUGUGGCUCGCCUGCUGAGUAAGCUGCCACCGGAGCAACGGGCGGAAUUCCGGCGCUGUAUGUUCCACCGGGGCACGCGUACCCACACCUUGACUGAUUUUGCAGAGUGGCUGAAAUACGAGUCAUGGUGCCAGGAUGCUGACGGACAGGUAGCGGCGAGAGGAGUGAAGGAGAGACCGGUGGCCAAGACUGAAGUCCGGUCGAGCAGGCGGGUCACCACGGUGCUCCAUGGAGCCAAUGAAAGCGAGAAGCGACCUGAGACUUCGUCGCCAGGGAGGUCCUCGAGAGCCAACCGGACCAAACCCUACUGUCCGUACUGCAAUAACGAGGACCACUACCUUAGUCAGUGUGGAGCGGUAUCCAGGCUGACUACGGACCAGCUAACCGACUGGAUAAGGAGAAAUAAGAGGUGUUGGCGCUGUGCCCGGUCGCAUCAAGCGGCACAAUGCAACCUGAGGAAGCCCUGCAACCUAUGUCAAGGAAAACACCUCCGGGUGCUGCAUGAGGUGAACGCAAAGUCAUCGAAGGAGGCACGAACGCUUCAGUCAGUGGAGACCCACGGCGGCAGGCCAACAACGGAGGUGCUUUACCUGGACAGACCCACCGAGGGAAGCCGGGUGCUGCUGAAGGUCGUCCAGGUCCGACUCCAUCAUGGCAACCGGACUCUCAACACCUACGCCAUUCUGGAUGAUGGCUCAGAGCGGACGAUGUUACUGUCUGGUGCAGCUGAGGAAUUGGGGGUGUCAGGGACCCCAGAGGACCUGCCACUACCCGAAGACAAAGUUUAA